UAAAACGUAACGUAAACGAACGAAGUCAAACAAAAAUGUCACACCAACCGAGAACUGCGUAUUUUGUGUGUGCUAAUUUAAUUGAAUAAUUGUAAAUUAAUUACUUUUAGUGUUAACAACUUGCACCUCUUUUAAUCGUUUAUAUAUGUGAGGGUCAAAGUGAUUAUACCUAUCUUGGGUUCGAGUCAUUAAAGUGUUAUGAUUAUGGACGAACGAGAUUUGAGUCUUUGUGAAUUGUUAUAAAAAUAUAUCACAAACGAUUGUUAUUAACGAAGGAGUAACACUACAUAAACCUAGACAUGGUAGUUCGUUGGCGGAACAUCUUAUGUGCUAGCUAAAUACAAAACAACAGAAAUGGGUCAGCAGACUUCUAGGAAAAGCGGUGAGUGCACGUGUGGUUGUGGCGCGUGGGAGCGGCGCCGCUACGCGGAGUCCCCCAGCAGCGUGCACCGCUACGUCAGCGCCGUCACCGACAGAUGGAGCGGGCGCGAGUGCGCGUGCCGGCGGCGGCGCUGGCGGCGGCCCGCCUGCGUGUGCACCGCCUACCGCCGCGUCAGCGACGACCGUUUGGCAGCAGUACUGACGUUGGGCGCUAGAGACCUGCGGAGGGAGUUAGACGCUAUUGUCAUAAACACAGACGGUGACUCAAGCAGGGACAGUGGCGAGCAGACCGCUGAGGUGUACGUCCUGUCCGUAGCUCCCAGACCAACGGAAGGUGAAAGCACUCAGGACAGACGGACGGAGCUCACACAGACCAAUGAUGCCAUCAGACUUCAUCCACACUUCCAGGUGGUGUGCGGCGGCGAGCUGCGCGCGCUGCUGCUGCGGCCCGCGCCCGCGCCCGCGCUCGGGAAGGUGCACACGCAGGUGGACUACAUUCACUGCCUCGUGCCGGAUCUGAAGGAGAUCACAGCGUGCUCGUUCUACUGGGGCAAGAUGGACCGCUACGAGGCAGAGAGGCUCCUGGAUAACAAGCCUGAAGGCACGUUCCUGCUGCGCGACUCUGCGCAGGAGGAGCACCUGUUCUCGGUGUCGUUCCGCAAGUACGGGCGCUCGCUGCACGCGCGCAUCGAGCACUACCAGCACCGCUUCAGCUUCGACUCGCACGACCCCGCCGUGUUCGCCGCGCCCACCGUCACCAAGCUCAUCGAGCACUACAAGGACCCGGCGUGCGUCAUGUUCUUCGAGCCGAUGCUGACGGCGCCGCUGCCUCGCUCCGAGCCCUUCUCGCUGCAGCAGCUCGCCAGGGCCGUCAUUGUCUCGCACACCUCCUACGACGGAGUGGAGAAGCUGCCUCUCCCGCCGCGCCUGCGGCUGUUCCUGAAGGAGUAUCACUACCGGCAGCGAGUGCGCGUCCGGCGCCUGGAGCCGGACCUGUACGAGCACCAGCACUGCUAGGCGAGCCCGACGUGUAUACAGAGUGUCGUAACAAUCAUAGCCCAGUAGUCUAUAUUUUCACAUCGACAUGAAAAUCGUAGAAAAAUACGUUUUCAGGAUUUUUUAUCAAAAAGACCCUGAGAAUUAAAUUGGUCUUUCAAAAAUGAUCUUAAAACCCCUAAGGGGUGAAAUUACUAGCAAACAUGUUUUAUCAAACCCGGUGUUUUAAACACAGUUUUUGUUCAUACUAAUUUACAAGUUUCUCAGCGAAAGUGAUACAUGUUUUAUUUAAAUAAGCGGUAGACACAGAAUUCCGAUUUGCAACAAUAAUAUAGUGACACAUCAUAAUUAUAACCGUGCUACCCGUUAUGAAUCCAACAAUAAAUAUUCAAAACAACAUAUUCAGGUUAAGAAUCCCUUGUUACGGUCAUGUAUUUGAUGGGUGACCAAUGUUAUGUGUUAUCACUCAUCUUCCUAGAUUUUUUAAAACUAGUUAAUUCUUAUGCACAAAAGCUGUGUUCCAAAUACCACCGGGUUUCAACAUGUUUAUAAAGAAACGCCUUGUUAUCAUUAUGUAGAAAUAAUUCGUAUUAAACAAAAUGUAUAUUUUUGACAAAUAUUAAGAAAUCGUUUUUGUUUUAAGAAAACUGUAUUGUUAUAACUUUGGUCUCUCGAUUAAUUUAAAUCAUUAAUUAUAGUUUGUUUAUUGAUAUUUACGUAAAUUUAUUAAGUUUAAUUUUAGAUGGUUUUAACAUUUUUGAUCCUACAGUCAAAUAUACAAGACAAAUUUCAUAUAUCUUUACUAAUACUAGCUGACAGUGACCCAGCAAACGUUUUUUUGCCGCAUAAAUUAUUUAUAUAUUCACCCUUGUAUGCACACAAAAAUUCCAUGUGAAUCUGUCAAGCCGUUUCGGAUUAGUUUAGCCACAAAUACCGCGACACGAGACACAUAAAGAAGUAAAGUUUGUGAUAUUGUAGCGGGUAAUCUCAGGAUCUACUGAACCGAGUGUGGAAAUACUUUUAGCUAUAGACAGACACGUUAUUUGUGAAUGUCAUAGGGUUUUAUAUGAACCUAAUAAUACCGCCUAACCCACUGAACACGGGUCAUUUAGUCCAACAUAGUGUGGACUUUAUCCACAUAACUCUUGCUUUGUCCUGUGUGUUUGACUGUGUCGUUCAAAAUGUUACAUUUUUAAGUUUAUUUAAAGCUAUUCUUUGUAAUAAGUCACUGCGAAUAUUUUAAACGAAACGACAAUUUACAUUUAAAUAAUACACGGUAUUGUAAUGCCAAUCAGUGUUCGGACUAAGUGUCAUGAUGCAACUUCAAGUGGUAGACACUUUAGGGUGCAGUUUUGUAAUAUCUGUGCCCCUUUAAGGUGUUAAAAGCAAGAUAGACGACGAACGAUUAUUGUACUUCUAGUACCAUAACUAGCGAGUUAAACAAGUAGAUAUUACAAAUAUAACAUCGACUGGCCUCAUUCAAAUUUUAUCAAAAUCUGUCCAGCCGUUUUUAUAGUUGUAAAUUGCAUUGGGUUUGAAGCUACCCUGAAAAUUUCAGCCUGCUAGCUUAUCGGAAAGUGCCUCAAAAUGGAGUUGAAUCCAACCGGAAAGACAAACAAGAAAAGUGAGUGUGAGAAAAUGCAGUCAUUUAUUCAAAUUAGGCUACUAAGUAGCACUUUGUCAGAGGGUAUCGGAGUCUUGGCCUUAGUCCCACUGCUGGGCUAAAACGUGGACGUUUUUCUUUGGUAUACCUUUCUUGUCUCAUAGACAAACUACUUAACGAGAAACAAUGUGUGUUUAAAUAAAAUAAUUAUUUUAUUUUAAAACGAAAACAUGUUAUGGAUAUGAAAACCUUGAUUCUUUAAUUAUUAUUUAUGUUUAACAAUGUUUUGAUAUUAUUAUAAACGUUUUUAAUAAUAUUGUUUAAUUAAAGACUGCAAUGGAUACAUAAUUAUAAGUCGCUGUUAAAUCUCGAGUUAUAACUACUUGAACCUGUUUUAUAGCUUUGGAACUACUUAAAUAUCUGCCUAUAAGACCCACCGCUGGGCAAAGGCAUAUUCUUAAAUAAAAUAAUGAAUAAUAUACUUAAUAACACCAGCCCAUGCCACACUGUUUGGAACAAACCACUUUCCAAGAAAAGGACUUAUUACACCAUUUUAAUUAAAUCGAAAAGUUUGUGUGAUUUAAGUAUUCAUGCAGUCUUUAGUUAAAUAUGUAAUUAACAACAUUGUCUUACUAAUACAAUACGUGUUAGAAACUGACCCUUGGAUUCUGCAAAAAUAAUUUAUGGGGACUGUAACUGGGUAUUUAAAAUUAUAAAUAUGUUAGUCAUGACCAAAUAAUAAUUUACAAAUUUUCAAUUGCAAUAUUUAAACCUCAGAAGGGAAUCGAACCUAAGACCCCAGGCUUAACUCACCAGUCGCUUCAUCAACUGGACUAUAGAGUUCACUGACUGAAUCAUCUAUUUUGUUCAUUAAUUUAAAGUUAAAUUAAUCAAAAUGAAUCCUCUAGAAUUCAUAAGAGGAUUAGUUUAAACUAUUUAACACGUAUUUAUUAAGUAACGACGGACCUCUAAUUGUAUAUUUCCAAUUAACACGAAAAAUAAAUAACUGUACAUAUUAAAAAGUAUAUAAAGCUAUAGUUCUCAAAGCGUACAGUGUGACCGCGUCGACUAGUGACGAUAUUACAAGUGUUGCACAUUA
This is a messenger RNA of Trichoplusia ni (cabbage looper), 4079 nucleotides long. It is a transcript of the gene SOCS5, whose product is annotated as suppressor of cytokine signaling 6-like. Gene Ontology annotation, molecular function: 1-phosphatidylinositol-3-kinase regulator activity. Gene Ontology annotation, cellular component: phosphatidylinositol 3-kinase complex. The record is from RefSeq and is a predicted model, not a curated record. Gene Ontology annotation, biological process: phosphatidylinositol phosphate biosynthetic process; intracellular signal transduction. The transcript is spliced from 12 exons. The coding region runs from base 355 to 1398 and encodes 347 amino acids. Lineage: Eukaryota; Metazoa; Arthropoda; Insecta; Lepidoptera; Noctuidae.